AUGACUGCAACACGUGUAAGAACCACAGAACUCAGAUACCAUCAUAUGACAUCCAGCAUGGCAGUAAAUGAACAUAUUAGUCGUAGUGUCUGUGUUGAGGUCCGUGAUGAGCCGAGCGCGCAGCCAGUGCACAUCUUGGCACAAAGUCCUGGUACGACGCACGGUGCUGGGGACAACAACAGCCCGGUGCAGCGGAGAGGAUUAGACCUGGAUAUGGCGACACUCGUGAGGCUCGUUGGAGUGGUUUUACUUUUACAAUAUGUGGGGAUUGUCCAAACCGAGAUCGCAGCCCUCAAUGGUGAUUCUUAUUCAUAUUUGCCUGUAGACUCUGGCGAUGAAGAGUCAGCUGUGGAUGUAAGACUUUACAGUCAUCGGUGGAGAAGAUGGCUCCCUCCCAAACCUCAAAACAUGGACAGUAACAGAGCGAGUCCGGAGCAGGACCAGGACACUGAACCUGAGGAGCCGGGGGGCUUCCCUGGAGUGCUGCCCACUGAGACAGAGACAGACAACAGUUCACAGAUAGAGGAGGAUACAUACCACAACUACUACACUUCCAAAACCUAUGGCCCCUCAGAUCCUAUGAGCAAAGACUUGUGGGUAAAUGUUGACGAUAUGGACAAGGAAAAAGUGAAGAUCCAUGGCAUUCUGUCCAACACACACCGACAAGCAGCGAGAGUCAACCUGUCUUUUGAUUUCCCCUUUUACGGACACUUCCUGCGUGAAAUCACCGUGGCCACUGGCGGAUUCAUCUACACCGGGGAUGUUGUUCACCGGAUGCUCACGGCCACUCAGUACAUCGCGCCUCUGAUGGCCAACUUCGACCCCAGUGUCUCCAGGAACUCCACCGUCAUCUACUUCGACAACGGCACUGCUCUGGUGGUGCAGUGGGAUCACGUUCAUCUACAGGACAACUACCACCUGGGCAGCUUCACGUUCCAGGCCACGCUGCACAACACCGGCCGCAUCAUAUUUGCAUAUAAACAGAUUCCCAUCGAGGUGUCUCAGAUCAGCUCCGUCAAUCACCCGGUGAAGGUGGGCCUGUCUGACGCCUUUGUGGUGGUGCACAAGAUUCAGCAGAUUCCCAAUGUGAGGCGGCGGACCAUCUACGAAUACCAUCGCGUGGAGCUGACCAAGACCAAGAUCACCAAUUCUUCAGCGGCCGAAAUCCUGCCUCUGCCCACGUGUCUCCAGUUCACCAGCUGCAGCUCGUGCAUCUCUUCGCAAAUCAACUUCAACUGUAGCUGGUGCCACAAACUCAACAGAUGCUCCAGCGGCUUUGACCGUCACCGGCAGGACUGGGUGGACAACAGCUGUCCGGACGAGACCAAGGACAAGAUGUGUGACCUCCUGGACACCACCAGCCAGUACCCCUUCACUACGUCCAAAACCACUCGAAAUAAAGACGGGGCGGCUUCCACCUCUUUCCUGCCCACAAGUGUCCCGACUGAGGAUGACACCAAGAUUGCUCUACAUCUCAGAGACAACCAAGCUGUUCCUGCUGAGAACACGGUGGACCGGAGUCUCGGCACACACCCCCAGCACACAGGCCUGAUUCUGGGCAUCCUGCUGGUGUCCCUGAUCAUGGUGGUGGGGGUUCUGGUCACUGUGUACAUCUACCAUCACCCCACGUCUGCAGCCAGCCUCUUCCUCAUCGAGAGACGUCCAAGCAAGUGGCCGGCCAUGAAGUUCCGCCGCGGUUCGGGACAUCCGGCCUACGCAGAGGUGGAGCCCGUGGGCCAGGAGAAAGACGUGUUUAUCGAGUCCGAGCAGUGCUGA
Messenger RNA from Knipowitschia caucasica, 1776 nucleotides. NCBI's taxonomy places the organism in Eukaryota, Metazoa, Chordata, Actinopteri, Gobiiformes, Gobiidae. The record is from the annotation of a GenBank genome assembly.